This is a messenger RNA of Bolinopsis microptera, 1075 nucleotides long. RefSeq lists its product as uncharacterized. Bases 47 to 1075 code for a protein of 342 amino acids. The record is from RefSeq and is a predicted model, not a curated record. The transcript has 3 exons. NCBI's taxonomy places the organism in Eukaryota, Metazoa, Ctenophora, Tentaculata, Lobata, Bolinopsidae.
UCAAAACUCUCCAAAUUCCUACUUCUCACUUGCUAAUGCAGAAAUCAUGAUAUUUGGAAGCACCAACUUAACAUUUGACCACGUGGUCUACACUCACACUGGAACACAAACAGAUCAGGUAGUAAACUACCUGUUCGCUUUGAUAGCACUACUCUCAAUGGUGUUGGGUGUUGUGUGUAAUGUUGCUCUCUUUUACUAUAACACCGCGGUUAACAGCAAGAAUGUUGCUUCCAUCAUUUACAGAUGCAUAGCAGUUUGGGAUCUAGCGGUCUGUCUGAUAAAAUGUCCCCAACAAAUGUACACACUUCUAAAAGCCGAACUAUCCCCUUUCUACCUCGACACCGUGUCUCCAUUCCAGAGAGUCCUCAGUAUUUUCACUUUAUCAGACAGUUUGAUAAUGGGAGCUCUGAUUUCCCUCCUGGCAGUUACAAGGUUCGCAUUCCUAACCCUUCCCAUCUGGAGCUACCUUCACAAAACAGCUAUAAAGCGAGCUGUUUGCUCCUACAUUCUACUAGUUCACCUUGUUACAGCUGCUGUUUUUAUUAAGAACCUGACUGGUCAGGCUUACUGGUUCGGGCCCUGUCAGUGGGCCAUACCUCAGGGUCACAUAUUCCUCGUCCUCUGGAUUAACAGUGUUUUCUACUUGAACCUAGGGGCUGGAGUCCUCUUCUCGCUGUUAACAGCAGGGUGGAUUGUGUUUAAAGGGAGGAGGAGAGAAGGAGGAGGUGGAGCAGUGAACCAGGGUAGUGUUACAAUAAUCCUGAUGAACGGUGGUUUGGUGGUGUUCCUCCUGCUCUGGAUGUUCCUGGACAGGGAUCUGCCACAGACCCCACGUGAUAACAUGACCAAGUACAUUGACACACGGUACUACAUGUACUAUCUGUACUAUCUUAUCAGUACGGUGUUCCCGGUGGUGCUGGCAGCGUAUAACCCUCUGGUGGUCUGUGUGAGGUGCGGUGAGUUGAGUCGGAGUGUCAGGUCACUGGGGAUCAGGUGGCGGGGGAAGUUGGGGGGAAGUGAGGUCAGGGGAGGCACUGAGACUACUAAUAUUUUGAGUAAACGAGCUGAGUUGUAA